Drosophila arizonae is the source of this 767-nucleotide messenger RNA. It is a transcript of the gene gny, whose product is annotated as ALG6 alpha-1,3-glucosyltransferase garnysstan. The record is from RefSeq and is a predicted model, not a curated record. Gene Ontology annotation, molecular function: dolichyl pyrophosphate Man9GlcNAc2 alpha-1,3-glucosyltransferase activity. Gene Ontology annotation, biological process: protein N-linked glycosylation; dolichol-linked oligosaccharide biosynthetic process. Gene Ontology annotation, cellular component: endoplasmic reticulum membrane. NCBI's taxonomy places the organism in Eukaryota, Metazoa, Arthropoda, Insecta, Diptera, Drosophilidae.
UUUCUUUUUAGUGUAAACUCGGCCGUUAAAGAGCUUACUAAAGUAGCUACCAUUGUGCUAUUCACUUUUGUGGUUUUAUGGUAUCCUUGGUUAAGUUCAAUUGACUCAGCUGCAGAAGUAUUCCACCGCCUCUUCCCUCUUGGACGGGGGGUAUUUGAAGACAAAGUCGCCAACGUUUGGUGCAGCAUUAAUAUCGUUUAUAAAUUAAGAAAAUACAUAAGUAAUCACAAAAUGGCAUUAAUUUGUUUUGGAACUACAUUAUUAGCAGCUCUACCUAUUAAUGUGCAUCUCUUUUUCUGGCGAAGUAAAUACACAUUCAUAUUAACUUUAUUUAAUACAGCUGCUGCGUUUUUCUUGUUUUCAUUUCAAGUUCAUGAAAAGUCAAUUUUGCUUGUAGUCCUGCCGUCCUUUUGCCUAAUUUACUGGUGGCCAACGGAAAUGCUAUGGUUUCUUAAAGUUUCCGUUUUCAGUAUGAUUCCACUCCUAAAAAAAGAUAACUUGUUAGUUCCAACAGUGGCUCUAAUGAUUAUUUUCCGUUUCACUUUUAAAAAUUGGGUAACCAAAACUGAUGAUAUUACUAUAUCUAAAAGGUAUUUUAAAAUGUCAAUCGAACAAGUCUCAGAAAUGUUAAUGAUUGCCACUUUGCUAGCGUUUUUAUUAAUAGAACCACCGUAUAGGUUUCCAGACACUUGGCCAUUAAUAAUUUCUAUAAUAAGUUGUGGUCAUAUAUUGAUAUUUCUAAUUUGGGGGUAUACCAAACAGUUAAC